Cyprinus carpio (common carp) is the source of this 1827-nucleotide messenger RNA. RefSeq names its product mesoderm induction early response 1, family member 2. Lineage: Eukaryota; Metazoa; Chordata; Actinopteri; Cypriniformes; Cyprinidae. Gene Ontology annotation, molecular function: transcription corepressor activity; histone deacetylase binding. Gene Ontology annotation, cellular component: nucleoplasm. The record is from RefSeq and is a predicted model, not a curated record. The transcript has 13 exons. Gene Ontology annotation, biological process: negative regulation of transcription by RNA polymerase II.
GUAAGUUAGUCUGAAUGUAAGUUCAAUAGGAGUUCUACACAACAUCCGGGCAUUGCACCGCUUGCGCAGAAUCGGAAUGGCGGAGCUGUGCGAAUGGGCUCCAAGGACCAGCGGCUCAGUCGUGUAGACAUUUUCCACCAGGGCUAUGCGGGGCCACUGGAGGCCCUUCCCCGGGCAACCACGUUCCUAGAGGAGCAGGACGGGAGCCCGGUGGCCCUGCGGAGGCAGGCGAUAAAGAUGGCAACCAAGUCCCAUGCAGGUGGUGAGAUGCCCCUUGAGCAACUGCUGGCACUUUAUGGGUACAACAUUCCAAACAAUCCCCUACACCAACAAAUACAGCAAAAUGACAUUUCAUCCAUCAUUCCAUAAAAUAAAAUUAACAAGGUUCAGAUAAGUAAAGCUCUACUCUCAAGAGCGGAGGAUCUGGACAGCCGUUCCUCUGCUGAUGACCUCACACUCUCCGUCACGUCCCAUUCAUCUGACCUCUUACAAUGUCACCUAAGAGGCAAUGACAAAGACACUUCAGUCAACUGCUCCGAAGAUGACUCAGAAAGCACCUCUAUCCCCUCCAGUGAUGGCCACAAGGACAUCAUGGUGGGCCCCCAGUAUCAGGCUAUAAUUCCUUCUCUCUGUACACACACUUUCUAUGAAAGAGCCAAUGAAAAUGAGGACCAGUUAUUGUGGACCCCAGAUGUGUUGUCCAGUCUGGCUGUAGAACACUUUUUGCUUGAAGUCCAGAGAAAAGAGAGUGACAAUGGACCUACAAACACUUUGACAACAGGAGAUAUAGUCAAAGACAAUGAGCAGGCACUAUAUGAACUAGUGAAAUGCAACUUCAAUGCAGAAGAGGCACUAAGAAGAUAUCGCUUUAAUUUCAAGGUUUUCAAUGAGGAGCUUUGUGGCUGGAGUGAGGAGGAGUGUCGUAACUUUGAGUAUGGUUAUCGUGCCCAUGGCAAGAACUUCAACCUCAUACAGGCCAACAAGGUCCGCACGCGCUCAGUUGGCGAAUGUGUAGAGUACUACUACAUGUGGAAGAAAUCCGAGCGGCAUGAGUAUUUCACACAGCAGGCCACCAAGCUGGGUCGGAAAAAGUGCAAUCUGCCAUCUGGCAACAUAGAAGAUGCUGGGCCAGAUGGAGAUACUGGUGAUGUGGAAGGUGCCACUCAAGGUUUGCCAAGUAGGCCUUCCAUUCAACUCCGACCUCCAUCGCCACCUGCAGUCAAGGAGCUGGAUAAACAAGAGGACAGCCUGAAUUGCGCAGCUCAGUUUCAAGGUCGUCCACGACGGAAACGCACGCCGCGCUUCCUAUUAAAGCCCUAAGCUUCCUGCUCACUGACAGCCUAAAACUGACAGACAAACAGGUUCUGAGCGAAACAGUGGAGAGAUGGAACUAUAUGCAGGAUCUUGCUCAAGCCCACAGGGGCAGCAGUCGUUCAGCCAAUUCUCGUUUGACCCACCAGCGCUCCAGAUGUCAGAUGUGGCCUCCCCGUCCACCCAGCUUUACCUCUCCUCUCUUCCCUCUAGCCACUCUUCUUCUCAGCCAGACUCAGGGCUCCUUGGAGCAGGUUUUUACCAGCUACAACUGGGGUCUUUUCCUGAAGAUCCUGCACCUGCUUGCUCAGAGAACAUUGCCUCAAGAAGGCUUCAACUUCAACACCGUCCUCAGCUGUCCCAUCCAACCCAGAUUUUGGGAUAAUAGGUAUUUUGUGCCCACCUUACUCCAUCAGCUCCGCACCCAGCAAACACAGCGACCCACCGAUUCACCGAAGGAUAACAUUCCAGAUCUAAGCAAACAUGACGACUCUCAUUCACCUGGAAUAAAAGAAU